AUGUCUGACGAAUCACUUGCUGAGGAGGGCUUCUACGGCUCCGAACUCUUCGACUUCAUGAAAUCAAUUGUCGACGAUGACCCUGAUUUGAAGAAGAAAUCAAUUGCCAAAGUCAGUUCUGUGUGUGUGAUCACCUUGAAGAACAACAAGGGCGAGACCAAGUCGUGGUUGUUGGACUUCAAGAAGAAUGGCACUGUCUCCAAGAUCGAUGGCAAGAUCCCCAAGAGCGACAUUCACUUGACGUUGAAGGAUGUGGAUUUCGUGAAGUUGAUCAACAACGAGGCCAACCCACAGAGAAUGUUCAUGGCAGGCAAGAUGAAGAUCAAGGGCAAUUUGAUGAAGGCGGCGUCCAUUGAGCCCUUCUUGCGUGAAGUGGACCCCAGAACCAAGAAUGAAAAGGCCAAGUUGUAA
Messenger RNA from Candidozyma auris, 411 nucleotides. Its product is annotated as SCP2 sterol-binding domain-containing protein. Gene Ontology annotation, cellular component: cytosol. Bases 1 to 411 code for a protein of 136 amino acids. The record is from RefSeq and is a predicted model, not a curated record. The transcript has a single exon. Lineage: Eukaryota; Fungi; Ascomycota; Pichiomycetes; Serinales; Metschnikowiaceae.